Molecule: messenger RNA, 1229 nt
Organism: Cyprinodon tularosa
Lineage: Eukaryota; Metazoa; Chordata; Actinopteri; Cyprinodontiformes; Cyprinodontidae
Exons: 2
Coding region: 133-1209 (358 amino acids)
Source: RefSeq, a predicted model, not a curated record
CCACGUCCGGAUUUCGCUGCUGGUUUUGGGUCUGCGGCUCUGAAGCGGAAGUGACGCCGCUUGUUUCGGUUUCGUCCAACUUUGAAGCAAGUUUAUCGUCAGAAGCGGAUCCAUGAAUGAAGGAGAAUAAAAAUGACUAUGGAUUUCAGAGUCCAAGCCACUGUGGAUGUGAACCGUUUCCAGGACAGGGAGAAGGUUCUGGAGUUUCUCCAGUCACAUGACUUCCAGUUGACGGAUCUGAAACAAGGUCGGUUUCGAGUUGAUGGUUCUUUUCAGCACCUCAAAGCUGUAAAGGUCCGUUUGGAGCAGCUUCUGGAGUCGACGCCGCCUUCUUCCUCUGACCCUCCAACAGUUUCACAAUACUACAGUAGAAACGAAGGCAGUGGAAGACCUCCAGAUUCCUCGCAUGCCUCAAGCUCUUUACGAAGAGGUCCGGCCUCUCAGGAGGACCGGUUCUCUGGUCCAGAGCGGGAUACGAUUACGAUAGAUACUGACGUGUUCAGGUACGCCAGGAAAUUCAGGAAACAGGAGCUUGACAGCCUCCUGGACGAUGUGCAAGACCGCAUAGAGAUAAAAAAGGAAAACACCACCAUCGUUUGUCAAGUCGGGAGCUCCAGGACGGCCGUCAAUAAACUGCAGAACUUCCUGAAUGAUCUGCAGAGGUCCCUUCGCACUCAGGAAGUCCCACUGAGGGACCUCAGCUCCAAAGGAAAAGAACUUUUAUCAAAAAUCAAGAAAAACAACAACACUUUGGCUUCGGUUCUGGUCUGCGAGAUGAACGACAGGCUCCACCUCAUCGGCCCGUCCAAGGAGAGCUAUGAGUUGAAACAGAGCCUUCAGGGGGAGCCGGUCGACCAAUCAGACGGCAGAGGAAGGACGGGGGGCCGUAUUAACAGAGGGAGGAGCAGCUCCACGCCGGCCAGAUAUCAGAAGAGCACGGAGAGAGAAGCAGCUAACGGUCCAUCUGCAGGUUCCUUCCAUCCAAAGGAUGAUGGACUGGAUGCUGCAGGAGCUGCUGGUUGGAGCGCGCCUCAUAGAGGACGAAGUCACUCAGAACCCCGCGAUAAGAAACAAGAAGAAAAGCUCAGAAAUGAAGAGAGCAGAGUGGAUUCUGCAGAAACCCGAAAGAAAAAGGGUUUAAUUAAUUAUUGUAGAAAAAAGCUGAAUAAGUUAUUUAAAGGAAAAGAAAGGAAGCAAAAUGAUAAAUAAAAAAAAUAAUGCACUAAAAU